AUGGAUAGCGAGCAAAUGGAAAGAGAACAAGAUGCAUUGGGUGAUCAUAGUGGGUGGAGCACAGUUCAUUUCUUUAAGAUAUUAGAAUCGCCCGCUUUAUGUCGAAAGACCACGGGCGAACCAACCAUGACAGUUCUUCGAUUACUGUUUGAUUAUCUCAACUAUAACAAUCGACUUGCAAACUUAACUCAAUGGAAUGAUAAGGUACAUAGCCGUGUGGUGGCUGCGAUGGAGCUUAACAUGGAAGGAACUGAUCAAGACGAAGAAGAUUAUGAAUUACGGAAGCGCAGUAAGAAACUCACGGUGUGGGAAUACUUUAUUCUAUUCAUGCUCAUAUUCAUGGAUUGCCGAGAUAAUAUGGCAAUAGCUGGUAUGCACUUUGACAUCUCAGAGCUGACAGCUAGACGAAUCUAUACCACAUUCUGCAUAGCAUUGUCACAUAUCUUCAAAUCAAGACAACCUUUCCCGACACCACUACAAGCCGCUCCAUAUACACCAGACCGCACCAAGCAAACAUUAGAUCUCAAUGACGGGAUUGCACUCUUCAUAGGAGACUGUGCUGAACGGAAGAUAGAAUCACCCCUAUGUGUGUCAAAUGAUUUAUAUUCUGCGAGUUUAGCGAAUAUAAAAAUUGUACUACCAUAUGACACAAUGUUGUAG
Sphaeroforma arctica JP610 is the source of this 660-nucleotide messenger RNA. RefSeq lists its product as hypothetical. Bases 1 to 660 code for a protein of 219 amino acids. NCBI's taxonomy places the organism in Eukaryota, Ichthyosporea, Ichthyophonida. The transcript has a single exon. The record is from RefSeq and is a predicted model, not a curated record.